GUAAAUUCGACAUGUACCAUUUUAAAUUUCCAAAUACUAACGUUAAGCGAAUUUUAUUUUUUUGUAAUAACUUUAAUGGAAGAAAAAAAUAUAUACAUUGCAUAGUACAGUUUAUAAGUACAGGUAAAAUUAAACAUUGCUUUUAUGAAGAUAUAUUUUUUUAAAGCAGUAAAACUCACCCCCCUUAAAAAACAAUUAUAGGAUGAAAAAGAAACGUUAUAAUAGCAGAAAAAAUAUUUUAACAUGGCCUGUGAAUAAUCAGGAAGAAUGUAACGGUGGAGAGGCUUCAAGUGUGCUGCCAUCAGUAAAAAAGUACAGUAACAGAGAAAAAAAGAAUACUUUUCUGUUAAAUAAAAUAUUCACCCUAUACGCAUUGGUGUGGACGUAUCAAUUUUUUAAUGAGGACUCGUUUGAACAAUGCGGCAACAAAAUAAAACCAAGCGAUGGUAGCAGCGACAUAAUUGACUUAAGGACCAACAGAUCCCUGUAUGAAGAUACUCCGCUCCAAGCAUUCAAAGAUGAUUUAACAAAAGACGACGUAACAAAAGAUAAUGUAAUAAAUGAAGACUUAAUGGAUAGUUCUUUAAUUAAUAACGGCAUACUGAGUGAAAACUUAAAAAACAGUUUAAGUGGUGCUACCAAUGAGGAUGCUAACAGAGAAAAAGAGAAAAUUAAAUCCAUUUUAUAUUCUUAUAUGGAAAAAAUUGAUGCCAUGCAAGAAGAUAAAUUAUUUUAUAAAUUGUUCAGGAAAUGCCGAGAAGAAAAUGAUGAAAAUUCUAUGAGUUUUUUUUAG
Plasmodium cynomolgi strain B is the source of this 793-nucleotide messenger RNA. RefSeq lists its product as hypothetical. The record is from RefSeq and is a predicted model, not a curated record. The transcript has 2 exons. The coding region runs from base 203 to 793 and encodes 196 amino acids. NCBI's taxonomy places the organism in Eukaryota, Apicomplexa, Aconoidasida, Haemosporida, Plasmodiidae.